GUUUCUUUCUUUUCCGGAGAGAGAAGAGAAAAAAGCGAGGGCGGGAAGAGACUGUUCUUGAUUCUCUUCAUCAUCGUUGAGAACGAAGAGAGAGAUAGCCAUUACCGGAAUCCAUUGCCGGAAUCUUGUGAACGUAUAGCUAUACACGUUGUUAAAUUUUACAGGAUCCGUUACUUUUGGAUGGACGAAUAGGUAGAGAUGAGCGAAGAUCUUCAUCAAUCCACUUUAAUGCUGUUGUUAAUAUUCUCUCGGGAUUUUUUCGCUUUUAUAAAGCCUACCUCUUCGUUAGCAUCGGUUCUCUUCGGCUUCUGAUUCCUGAAGAUAUUAUAAACAUAUUUCUCUCUUGUUUGUUCCUGUUUCUCUAUUUCUAGACUGGGAAACUGUUUGAUUUUAGAUUAAGGAGGAGGAGAGGAAGAAGCAGCAGAAACUGCAGCUAGGGUUUUAUCAUCACUCACCUUAUUCUCGGAAUUUGUUUCCAUCAAUUUUAUAAAGAUGCCUAUGGAUGAAAGCUUGCUGGACGAUAUCAUACGGAGGCUCCUUGAAGCUAAGAACGGCCGGACGCCAAAGCAGGCCCAGCUUACGGAGACGGAAAUCCGUCAGCUUUGCCAAAAUUCUAAGGAGAUCUUCAUCAGUCAGCCUAAUCUCCUCGAGCUUGAAGCUCCAAUUAAGAUCUGCGGAGAUAUUCAUGGCCAAUAUUCUGAUCUUCUACGGCUUUUUGAGUAUGGAGGGUUCCCACCUGAGGCAAACUAUUUGUUCUUGGGAGACUAUGUUGACCGUGGUAAGCAGAGCAUUGAGACCAUUUGUCUCCUCCUUGCAUACAAGAUCAAAUACCGGGAGAACUUCUUUCUUCUUAGAGGCAACCAUGAAUGUGCUUCCAUCAACCGUAUAUAUGGCUUCUAUGAUGAGUGCAAAAGGAGGUUUAACGUCCGUCUUUGGAAGACAUUUACAGACUGCUUCAAUUGCCUGCCAGUGGCUGCUCUUAUUGAUGAGAAGAUCCUUUGCAUGCAUGGUGGAUUGUCUCCUGACUUGAAGAAUUUGGAUCAGAUUCGUAAUAUUGCUCGCCCUGUUGAUGUUCCAGAUCAGGGACUUCUUUGCGAUCUUCUCUGGGCUGAUCCAGAUAAAGAUAUUCAAGGCUGGGGCGAGAAUGACAGAGGUGUUUCUUACACAUUUGGGCCUGACAAGGUUGCUGAAUUCCUUCAGAAGCAUGACCUUGAUCUGAUCUCCCGAGCUCACCAGGUUGUGGAAGAUGGUUAUGAGUUCUUUGCAAAACGACAACUGGUGACCAUUUUCUCAGCUCCAAACUAUUGUGGGGAGUUUGACAAUGCUGGUGCAAUGAUGAGUGUGGAUGAUUCAUUGACAUGUUCCUUUCAGAUCCUUAAGCCUUCUGAUAAGAAAGGGAAAGCAGGAUUUGGCAACAUGUUGAGGCCUGGAACACCCCCACAUAAGGGCGGAAAGGGUUAACCAGGCCAACCCACAGGACCUAGGGUGUUGGUGACAAAGUCACAAAUGGACCUCUGUUAUGGCCCUUCAAUGCUAAAGGUCAUGUAUGGACUAUGGAGACGUGUACGGUCGCAGUAAUGUCGUGCAAGCAGGAGGAAACAGAAUGAGCUAAAAUGCUUCCAGUUCAUUUUUGUUCUUAAACAUGUAAAUUAGAUUUAGAAAUUAGAGUCAGUAACUGUUUAUUGUUAUUGUUAUAGUGCAGCAAUCCCUUCCCGGCGAAAGUGUCUUCUAUAGCUAUAGUUGGUUCUGUGGAAGGCCCUCGCUUCAGGUCAUUGGAGAAUGCUGCUGGCCUAGGGUAAGGCUUUAUACAUUCUGAUGAUGAUUUUUUAUGAUUCAGUAAAACGUACACAUGAAUGAUAGAAAAACUAAAAUCA
This is a messenger RNA of Telopea speciosissima, 1874 nucleotides long. RefSeq names its product serine/threonine-protein phosphatase PP1-like. NCBI's taxonomy places the organism in Eukaryota, Viridiplantae, Streptophyta, Magnoliopsida, Proteales, Proteaceae. Gene Ontology annotation, cellular component: nucleus; cytoplasm. The coding region runs from base 493 to 1461 and encodes 322 amino acids. The transcript has 5 exons. The record is from RefSeq and is a predicted model, not a curated record. Gene Ontology annotation, molecular function: protein serine/threonine phosphatase activity.